CAAACAGGGCAUUCAUAAUGUGUAUGAACUGUAUGUCGGCACAUGGACGCUGAAUUCGAGUGAUGAUAUUGUUGUGAUAUGAUGGCUGUGAAUAUGGAGAGGUUUGUCAGUGAGGCUAAAGGAAAUGGUUUGCGUGCUCUGCGUGAAAUCAAAGCCGGUGAGGUGAUUCAUUCAUGCGAGCCGUAUGCAUUCUGCAUAGCCAAAGAUUUCUUGAAAACUGCCUGCCAAAGUUGUCUCAAGAGAGGUGAAAGUCUGUCGAGAUGUUCUCAGUGUAAGACGGCCCGGUACUGCAGUGCUCAGUGUCAGAAGCAAGCAUGGCCCGAUCACAAGAGGGAAUGCAAAUGCCUCAAGCGCCUCCAGCCACGGAUCCCCACCGACUCCGUCUGCCUGGUGGCGAGGAUCAUUUUCAAACUGCUCAGCCAAUCAGAAAGUGACCAAGAGGAGCUGUACUCGAUAGUCGAGCACCAGUCACAUCUUGCAGACAUGAGCGAGGAGAAGAAAGAAGGCCUGAGGCACCUCUGCAUGACGCUGCAGGUUUAUCUCGGUGAGGAGAACCACGAUCUGUCUCCGCUUCCGCCCGGCCUCGACCCCAUCAGCCUCCUCGCCAGAGUGACCUGCAACUGUUUCAGCAUCAGUGAUGGAGAGCUGCAGGACGUGGGGGUGGGACUUUACCCCAGCAUGUCUCUGCUGAACCAUGACUGCCAGCCCAACUGUGUCAUGAUCUUUGAGGGCAAGAGACUCAUGCUGCGAGCCGUUCGCCUCAUCAGACCCUGUGAGGAGCUCACUAUAAGCUACACCGACAUCCUCGCAACCAGCAAAGAGAGACGUUCCCAUUUACAGGAGCAAUACCACUUCCUGUGUCAGUGCACACGCUGUAGCACUGAGGACAAGGACUGUGACAUGCUGGCUGGAGAGAAGACGGCAUGGACGUCCUUAAGAGACGCCAUCCCGCACCUGGAGCAGCUUCAGUCGGAGCAGCGUAUCCUUCACAGCCGAAUCAGGGGCUGGGAGGAGCUGCUGAAAGAGGGCAAGGCUUUUUUGCACAGAUACGCAGAUGUCGUCCCGGACAGGAACAUCUAUGUGCUCAGGCUGCUGGAUCUGGCCAUGGAUGCUUGCAUUAGUCUGGACGACUAUGAGACGGCGCUGGAGUACGGCAACAGAGCUCUGGAAUCUUACAAAUUGUACUACAGUGAUCCUCAUCCAUCCAGAGCGGUGGAGCUGCUGCGGGUGGGGAAGCUGCAGCACUACCAGGGCAGACUGGAGGAGGCUCAGGGGAGCUUCACACAGGCCUAUGACAUCAUGAAGGUGACCCACGGGACGGCUCACGCCCUGACUAAUGAGGUGAGCAGAAAACUGAGCGAGUGCCAGGCUGAGCUGGGUCGAGUCUAGGCUGAUCUGUGCCAUCAUACAGAGAGCGACUGCUGCAGUCCCGCCACAGCCCCAAACUCCUCUCCGACAAUACAAUCAAUACGCAAAUGGGAUGUUUCUGGAUGGUUGUGUCUGCCACCUGCUUUUGUGCCGCUGUGUAUCAAACCAGCUGCUUUAGAAUUCAACUGAAAAACAAAAGAAUAUUUUUCUCUUCUGCUUCUACUCCGCUUGCCAGAGGAAAAAAUCUACAUUACUCUGCUGUGCUUUUUCAGUCCAUUUCAGAUUGCUCAUCCCAUUUCAGAUUUGUUUUUUGUGGAAUUCAUUCCACUUUAUUCUAUUCUGAAUUUUUUGCAAUAAUGACAGAGUUAAACUUGCUGUCCCCUUCACUUUUAACACUCAAUCCAAAGUAUAGUAUAUAUUAUUCAAAAGAAAGUCCUACAUCUAGGUAUUUUGACCCCAAAUUAGUGGUUGCAAGAGGAAAAAUAAUGAUACAUUUAAAUGAUAAACUUAAAGAACUUUUUCUUAAAGAACAUUUGUCACUUUUCAAAUGUGCAGUAAUGGCAGCUAUUACAAAGUCUGAAUGAUUUGGGUCAAUGCAUUUUUUGAUUUGUAGCUGCAUAUUCUUAGAUUCAUAAACAUAUAUGUGAUAUAUUAGUAUUUAAGUGCAUCUGAUCGAGUAUUCAGUAAAUCCUUAAAUUAAUAUGUUUCUUGUUGUUCUGGUCACUU
Sinocyclocheilus anshuiensis is the source of this 2094-nucleotide messenger RNA. It is a transcript of the gene smyd3, whose product is annotated as SET and MYND domain containing 3. Gene Ontology annotation, cellular component: nucleus. Gene Ontology annotation, molecular function: protein binding. The record is from RefSeq and is a predicted model, not a curated record. Lineage: Eukaryota; Metazoa; Chordata; Actinopteri; Cypriniformes; Cyprinidae. The transcript is spliced from 12 exons. The coding region runs from base 79 to 1389 and encodes 436 amino acids.